CGUUAGGUCAUGCCAUUUAAGAUAAGAAAUCUCGAAUAUUAAGAAAUCUCGAAUAUUCUAUCCAGUGGAGCUCUAGCAGUGCUACUUACAACAGGGAAAUCGGAUACAGCAAUGACAACUCUUGGGCUAAUUUCUGUUCUUGUCUGUGUGGCUACAGUUUUGGGUAAUACUGAUUACAAAGUGCGACUGUUUGGCCAUUUUCAUCACAAUGUACAAGCUGGGUCUCAAACCGUUGGAGUCCUAAACCAAGCCGACUUUCAGCGAUUGUUUCAUAGUCUUGGAUCGAAUAUGCAUGAUUUUGAGACAGCAUGGAGGUCCCAACGCCUGCCUUGUGAUAAUGGCGCUAGACUUUUCUUCUCAGAGAUGGACGGAGACAAAAGUGGACACAUCGAUACUAACGAGAUCACAUAUUUCUUUAAUUUGUUUGAUGCUAAUGAGGACCAGGAGGUUACCCAGGACGAGUUCACAGCGGCCUGGUCAGUGUUGUUUGACGAGUACCUGCAUACCCAUCAGGUAAAGUGCUCGCAUCACGGUGGAGACGACGACGACAGAAAGUGAUUCCAUUGUACAAAAAGCUGAAAUAAAGCCUGGGAACUAUUA
Ostrea edulis (European flat oyster) is the source of this 600-nucleotide messenger RNA. RefSeq lists its product as uncharacterized. The record is from RefSeq and is a predicted model, not a curated record. The transcript has 4 exons. Gene Ontology annotation, molecular function: calcium ion binding. The coding region runs from base 112 to 558 and encodes 148 amino acids. Lineage: Eukaryota; Metazoa; Mollusca; Bivalvia; Ostreida; Ostreidae.